AAGAUUGCAAUUGCUUUAUCAGAAAACCGUAACAACUGGAUAGCUGCAAAUGUAGCAAGUUUAUUUUGGCGGGUUGCGGGUGAUGCGAAGAAGGCCAUUGAUUGCUCACGUGUAGCCCUCUUCAGCUCUCCUUCAGAACAUAAGGAUUUAGCUCUGAUUAAUUUGAUGAACAUCCUCCAUCGUGCUAAUUAUACCCAGGAUGCAAUUGUCAUUGGCGGCAUAUCAAUGGAAACAUCCCCACAUCUGGUUAUCAACUGCUUAACUCUUGCCAACAUCCAUUUUUCUGUGGUGAGUUUGUAAAACUUUUUAAGAUAG
Anneissia japonica is the source of this 315-nucleotide messenger RNA. Its product is annotated as tetratricopeptide repeat protein 17-like. Gene Ontology annotation, cellular component: cytoplasm; actin cytoskeleton. Gene Ontology annotation, molecular function: protein binding. Gene Ontology annotation, biological process: actin filament polymerization. Lineage: Eukaryota; Metazoa; Echinodermata; Crinoidea; Comatulida; Comatulidae. The record is from RefSeq and is a predicted model, not a curated record. The annotation marks the transcript as partial. The transcript is spliced from 3 exons.